UAAACUUUCCUUUGUGAAUCGGAAGUGGUAUACUAAAGGCGUCUACCCCAAUUGUAACACCAAAGAUAGCGGCAUUGAUAAGUAGUCUGGGUACGGGCAUUGAUUACAACUUUGAUAUCACUUAAUAGAAAAAGAAGUCGUCAAAGCUCUGCUGAAAUGGAAAGUCCAAUUCUAAUGUUUUCAAGGAUUUAGCUGCACAGGUCCAUCUGUCACCCUGGCAACGCUGGAGCCCCCGAAUGGGGAGGAGCCAAGUCCCGGCAUGAUGUUGGUCGCUGGGGCGCCAGGCUCCGCCCCCAGCCCACAGAGCGAAGCAGUGACCAGUGAGCUUCAGGAACUGUCCCUUCAGCCCGCUGCAAAGCUGCUGCCUCUGAGGGAGAGGAAGAACGUCCUCCAGCUCAAACUACAGCAGAGACGAACGCGUGAGGAGCUGGUCAGCCAAGGGAUCAUGCCACCGCUGAAGAGUCCGGCGGCCUUUCAUGAACAGAGGAGGAGUUUGGAGAGAGCAAGGACUGAAGACUACUUGAAGAGGAAGAUCAGGAGCCGCCCUGAGCGUUCUGAGCUGGUCAGAAUGCACAUUCUGGAGGUGGUGUACACAGAGACGUGGGCCGAGCCCUCCCUGCAGGCCAAGCAGCUGCAGCUGAAGAGAGCUCGGCUGGCCGACGACCUCAACGACAAGAUCUCCCACAGGCCAGGGCCCAUAGAGCUGGUCCACAAGAACAUCCUGCCCGUGCCCGUUAACUGCCUCCUGGACUCUCCCAAGGGGGCCGGAGGGGAGAGCUCCUCAUUGGACGAGGACAGCAGCGAUGCCUUGUCUCCGGACCAGCUAGCCAAUCACGACUCUCCCAUGGGCUCUGUCGCCCAGUUGUCACCCUCUGACAUGCUGACCCAGAACGGAGACAUGUCCCCCACGCAGUUUCUUUCUCAGCCCCCUCCUCCGCCUCCACCACCACCGCCACCGCCGCUGUUGCUAAGUGGCACAGACUCCUCCCCCCAGCUGAAGAUGACCAGUGGGGCGCCGACCCCAGUGGCUUCCCGUAAUACUACUGGUCAGAGCAAGUCCCACUCCAAGUCGGGCUCGGACCGCCACCCCCAGCGCCCCAAGAAGGCCAAGGACACCAAGCCCAAGGUGAAGAAGCUCAAGUACCACCAGUACAUCUCCCCGGACCAGAAGGCCGAGCGGGAGCCGCCCCCUCAGCUGGACUCGUCCUACGCCAAGAUCCUGCAGCAGCAGCAGCUCUUCCUCCAGCUGCAGAUCAUCAACCAGCAGCAGCAGCACUACAACUACCACACCAUCCUGCCUGCUCCGCCCAAACCCCCUGCAGAGCAGCCUCCUGCAUCCAACCCCGGACCCUCCCCAUCACGCAGUGUUCCCACGACAACGCCGGCCCCCUCCAGUCAGAGCGCAGCUAGCCGUCAGAGCCAAGCCUCUGUGGGAGGGGCCAAACCAGGGACCCUGCCAGCCAACCUGGACGAGUUCAAGGUGGCAGAGCUGAAACAGGAGCUCAAGCUGCGAGGUCUGACUGUCUCCGGCACCAAAAACGACCUGAUUGAGAGACUGAGAAACUAUCAGGAGCAGCAGGACUCGUCAGCCAGCCCUGCGGGCCCCAAACCCUGCCAGUCACAGUCCAGCACAACCCAGCCCGCUCCUACCAGUCACGGCGGGACUACCACGCUCACGCACCAAUUGGCAGAGCCUAGCACUAAAGUGGCAUCGUUCUCAUUGGCCCAGAAUGUGACCCCAGGGCGGAUCAUGCGCUUUGGUAGCACCAGUUCUUCCCCGCCAGUGUCUCCCUCUCCAUCGGAACGUUCUCUGGCGGCCAUGAGCCCUGACGAGACCAGCUGUAAUGGAGACAUGUUUGGAGAGAUGGUGAGCUCUCCACUGACCCAGCUCACCCUCCACCCCUCCCCCCAACACCCCAGACCUCCCCCACUCCCUCUCACUCCCCAGGUCAAAGAAGAAAACCAGAGGCAUCUCCAGUCCUCCUGCAGCUUUUCCAAAGCCCCGCCCCUUGGGGGCUCCGCAGCCCAACCUGCUGCCCCGGGACAAAAACCCUCAGAAGGGCAGGCCAUGGACACGUCCUCCCUGGACAAGGACCAGAUGCUCCAGGAGAAAGACAAGCAGAUUGAGGAGCUUACCCGCAUGCUGAGGCAGAAGCAGAGGCUGGUGGAGACCCUCCGCUCCCAGCUGGAGCAGGGCAAGACCGGGGGAGGAGGAGAGAUGGAGGUAGGAGAGGGGAGUGCAACACUGGCCGUGAGCCAGUGUGUAGAGGCCCCCACCAAGGCUCCUCUGCCCAAGCCCUCUGCCCAAGCCCCGCACCCUCCUGCCCAGACCAAUGGGUUGAUAGUUGAGGUGAAGAAGGAGGUGGAGGCUGAGGGGAUGGAGGGACUGCAGGACGAAUGCCAGAUGAAGAGACAGACUCAGCCCGCCCAGUGUUCCAAGCAGACACUGCUCAAGCUGCAGCAGAUCCACCGGCUGCAGGUCCAGCAACAUCAGCAGCAUCAGCAGCAACAGCAGCAGCAGCAGCAACAGGUCCAGCAGCACAAGGAGGUUAAGGUCCUUCUGAAGCAGCAGCAGCAGCCACAGCAGAAGACAGAGGCUCAGAUCCUGCUACAGCAACAGCAGCAGCUACAGCAACUCAUCAUCCAGCAGACCCAACAGAAACAGCUCCAGGACCAGAAGAAACUAGCCCAGGCCCAGUUUCAGACCCAGGUCAAGCCCAGUGCCCAGGUCCUGACCCAGGCCAGUGCCAAGGCCCAGCAGGCCAACACCCAGGCUCAAGUACAGGGGAAGCCAGCUCAGACCCAGGUGCAGCUCCAGACCAUCCAGACUAACCAGGCAAAGACCUCGGUCCAAGUCAAGCAGGUCCAGACCCAGGUCCAGACCCAGGCCAAACCAUGCCAGGUCCAGAGGCAGAGCCAGGCUCAGCAGAGAAGACAGCUGAAGACCCAGAGACAUCAGCAGAAACAGCAGGCUGUAUCCACACAACAGGUCACCCCUGUCUUCAUCAGCCAGCAGAAUAGCACCCAGGUGUCGGCCCAGACCAUCUCACUGGACCUCCUCAAGUCUCAGACCGCACCCACCCUGGUCACCGACGGCAAUGGAAACCAUUACUUAAUAGCACUGACCAAUCACAGUCCUGAUGGCCAGAACAGCGUAUCCUCAUUGGGCAAAAGCAGCGGACGCAUUACACUUCAGAGACUGCAGUCAACCCCCACCAAGCUUACAAGCCAAUCACCUCCCCAGACUUCCAGUACAGAAGCCCAAUCAGAACAGCCGGAUCCCGUGAGCCAGCCAAUUAUAAAGGGGCAGAAGGCGGGUCUUCACCUGGAGACCAAUGGCGUGUCCGAGCCCAGACAGCCAGUUUCAGCCCCGCCCAAUCUGCAGCCCUUCUUUGAUGAGGCUUCAGACUCUGACAGCCAGAGCACCAUGCCUCCCUCUCUCAAGGAGAACGGUCUGAGCUACCAGCAGAUGGAUGACCUGUUUGACAUCCUGCUUAAGAGUGGAGAAAUCUCUGGGUUCAAGGCCAAUCCUGACCCCUCGCUCGCCCACCUCCACGCCACCCCAACCUCUCCAUCCCCUCCUCCGUCUCCCCUCCACCUCUCCCCUCCAACCCCCCCAGAGCCCUCCCACCACGUCGCCUGCACAGGAAGUGGCCGCCUGGAGGACUUCCUGGAGACUACCACGGGCACGCCCCUUUUAGGGGUGGAGUCAGACGUGGGCCUUACAUUGAUUGAUGACCUCCACAGCCAAAUGCUGAGCAGCUCUAGUAUCCUCGACCACACCCCCUCCCCCAUGGACACCAGUGACCUGGGCUUCUCCCCACACCCAGCGGGGGGGCUGGACUUUGGAGACCCCACCCUGGACAGUAUGGACUGGCUCGACAUCUCCAUGGGUGGUGGUGGAGGAGGAGGGGGUGGAGGAGGAGGGGGCACCAGCCUGGCCCCUCUGGGACCUCACGCUCCCACCAGUGUGUUCUCAGCAGACUUUCUGGACAGCACGGACCUACACCUGCAAUGGGACUCCUGCUUGUAGCCUGGGAGGUCAACAUAGACACUUUUACACACACAUACACACAACAAAUACAUACCCAAAAGCAUACACAUGAAGAUGCGCGCUGCACACAUACACACAGAAAAUACUGUACCACACACACUCAUGGUAGCUAGCUUACACUGUGUACAGAGUCCAUCUCUAUUUCUCACAAACACACUCUUCCUAUGCUGACGUCACCACUGCAGCCUCUCACUUAUGCUGGAGGAGAGGAACCAACAGGUAGACCUGGAGCACCGCCCCACAGCACCGCCCCACAGCACCACCCCCCCCCGCCCCCUGGCCACAUGGCCCAUUGUAACUCUGGCUAAACUGAGGCUGCACUCCUGUUAGAAUGUGUCCUUCCAUGAUGACAUGGAGUCAACGAGCCGGGAGGACAAUGUCACCAAGUUUGAUUUAGCAAGAAUAUUUUCACAGUUUGUGAAAGAGGUCGAGAGGUAGAACGUUCUUCUCAUGUCAGUGGAGUCACGCUCACCUCUACAGCGCACCCUAGUGGUGGAGUGGAGUGCAAGCCAAAAACCAGUGACCAGUGCCUCCAACUUUGCACUUAAAUGAAAAAAUAAAUAAAUAAUGUAAUGACUGAGAAUCUGGUCAUAACCCCUAAACACCAUUGUUUGAAACCUGCUGAUGAAAUUAUCCAUAAACCUCAUUGGUGGAAACUAGCUGAUGAACGUAUCCUCAUUGGUGGAAACCAGUUGAUGAACUGCACGUCAUUGGAGGUUGGUUAAUACUCAAGGUGUUCACUAGACCACUAUGCAUUGCUGUAUAUGGGGUGUAUAAUUGAUUGUCCAUAUUAUUUUUUUCCUGGUUUCUUAGAGACUAGCAGAGGGAAAUAAAGGGUCUGGACUAGACUUCCAAACAUCUUGGACCUUGUCCUUUUUUUUAUAUAUAAAAAAAUAAAUCAUGUGAUAACUUGAAAA
Molecule: messenger RNA, 4971 nt
Organism: Hypomesus transpacificus
Lineage: Eukaryota; Metazoa; Chordata; Actinopteri; Osmeriformes; Osmeridae
Gene: mrtfab
Product: myocardin related transcription factor Ab
Exons: 18
Coding region: 260-4033 (1257 amino acids)
Biological process (GO): smooth muscle cell differentiation
Source: RefSeq, a predicted model, not a curated record